This is a messenger RNA of Manis javanica (Malayan pangolin), 1803 nucleotides long. It is a transcript of the gene POLE2, whose product is annotated as DNA polymerase epsilon 2, accessory subunit. Gene Ontology annotation, biological process: error-prone translesion synthesis; DNA-templated DNA replication. The record is from RefSeq and is a predicted model, not a curated record. Gene Ontology annotation, cellular component: epsilon DNA polymerase complex. NCBI's taxonomy places the organism in Eukaryota, Metazoa, Chordata, Mammalia, Pholidota, Manidae. Gene Ontology annotation, molecular function: DNA binding.
CUCCGUUAGCCCACACAGUCCGGGGCUGCGGCGUGCCAGGCGCCGGGAGCCGCCGAGCUCUUUGCCCGGGAAGAGGGGCCCGGGAGACCACCCAGGACAGGAGCGCCCGCCGGCAGCCCGCUCGCCUGAAAAGGGGCGAGGCCGGAAAGGGGCGGGCCCGGGCCGUGGCGCCAAAACGCGGACAUGGCGCCGGAGCGGGUUCGGAGCCGGGCGCUCUCGGCGUUCAAGCUGCGCGGCCUACUGCUCCGCGGGGAAGCUGUUAAGUACCUCACAGAAGCUCUUAAAUCUAUCAGUGAAGAAGAGCUUGAAGAUGCACUGGGAAAGAUCAUUGAUGCAGUUGAAAAGCAACCCUUGUCAUCAAACAUGAUUGAACGGUCUGUAGUGGAAGCAGCAGUCCAGGAGUGCAGUCAGUCUGUAGAUGAAACUAUAGACCAUAUUUUCAAUAUCAUAGGAGCAUUUGAUAUUCCACGCUUUGUGUACAGUUCGGAAAGAAAAAAAUUUCUCCCUCUGUUAAUGACCAAGCACCCUGCACCUAAUUUAUUUGGGACAGCAAGAGAUAAAGCAGAGCUAUUUCGUGAACGAUACACCAUCUUACACCAGAGGACCCACAGACAUGAAUUAUUUACUCCUCCAGUGAUAGGUUCUCACCCUGAUGAAAGUGGAAGCAAAUUCCAGCUUAAAACAAUAGAAACCCUAUUGGGCAGUACAACCAAAAUUGGAGAUGUGAUUAUUCUUGGAAUGAUAACCCAAUUAAAAGAGGGAAAAUUUUUUCUGGAAGAUCCUACAGGAACGUUACAACUAGAUCUUAGUAAAGCUCAGUUCCACAGUGGUUUAUACACAGAGUCAUGCUUUGUCUUAGCAGAAGGUUGGUUUGAAGAUCAAGUAUUUCAUGUCAGUGCCUUUGGAUUUCCACCCACUGAACCUUCUCGUACUACUAGGGCAUACUAUGGAAAUAUUAAUUUUUUUGGAGGGCCUUCUAAUACAUCUGUGAAGACUUCUGCAAAGCUAAAACAACUAGAAGAGGAGAAUAAAGAUGCCAUGUUUGUGUUUAUAUCUGAUGUUUGGUUAGACCAAAUAGAAGUGUUGGAAAAACUUCACACCAUGUUCUCUGGUUAUUCACCAGCACCACCAACUUGCUUUAUUCUGUGUGGUAAUUUUUCAUCUGCACCAUAUGGAACCAAUCAAAUUCAAGCUUUGAAAGAUUCCUUAAAAACUUUGGCAGAUAUAAUAUGUGAAUAUCCAGGUAUUCACCAAAGUAGUCGUUUUGUGUUUGUACCUGGUCCAGAGGAUCCUGGAUUUGGUUCCAUUUUACCAAGGCCCCCACUUUCUGAAAGCAUCACUAAUGAAUUCAGACGAAGAGUACCAUUUUCAGUUUUUACUACUAAUCCUUGCAGAAUUCAGUAUUGUACACAAGAAAUUAUUGUUUUUCGUGAAGACUUGGUGAAUAAAAUGUGCAGAAACUGUGUCCGUUUUCCUAGUAGCAAUCUGGAUAUUCCUAAUCAUUUUGUAAAGACUAUCUUAUCCCAAGGACAUCUGACUCCUCUACCCCUUCAUGUCAGCCCAGUAUACUGGGCAUAUGACUAUGCUUUGCGAGUGUACCCUGUUCCAGAUCUCCUUGUCAUCGCAGACAAAUAUGAUCCUUUCACCUUGACUAAUACUGAAUGCCUCUGCAUAAAUCCUGGCUCUUUUCCAAGAAGUGGAUUUUCAUUCAAAGUUUUUUAUCCUUCCAGUAAAACAGCAGAAGAUAGCAAACUUCAAGGUUUUUGAAAUUCUUAAAGACCAUCUGAAGAAACAAAAUUCAUC